Molecule: messenger RNA, 2721 nt
Organism: Echinops telfairi (small Madagascar hedgehog)
Lineage: Eukaryota; Metazoa; Chordata; Mammalia; Afrosoricida; Tenrecidae
Product: ATP-binding cassette sub-family F member 2
Exons: 15
Coding region: 304-2181 (625 amino acids)
Molecular function (GO): ATP binding; ATP hydrolysis activity
Source: RefSeq, a predicted model, not a curated record
CUAGCAAGAAUCUUGAGAAAGUGAGGCGGCUGACGUGGGUGCCGAGAGCCAAGUUUCGGGGAAAUCGGAAACGCGGGGGUCCUGUGAUUGGAGGCGCUGAAAGAAGGAGCGUUUCCAGAGUGAGGUAGUCUAUGGGAUCCGGCGGCCUCAGUCCCAGAGAAGAGGUUCUAAAGUUAGGGGAGCGCCUGGGAUCGUAAGAAUCGGUUUGGAAGAAGCUGACAAAAGUUCGGAGAGACGAGGCAGGAGGCCGAAGCGAGAGUGCAGGCUCCUUGAAAGAACAGUAACCUGCCCCUGGGGUUCACCAUGCCCUCCGACCUGGCCAAGAAGAAAGCAGCCAAAAAGAAGGAAGCUGCCAAAGCCCGGCAGCGACCCCGAAAAGGGCACGAAGAAAACGGAGAUGCUGCCACCGAGCCGCAGGUGGCAGAGGAGAAAAACGAGGAGUCCAAUGGCAGCGAGUCCACAGAAGUGGACUUGCUGGCCAAGGAGCUAGAGGACUUUGAGAUGAAGAAGGCUGCUGCUCGAGCUGUCACUGGGGUCCUCGCCUCUCACCCCAACAGCACUGAUGUCCACAUCAUCAACCUCUCGCUCACCUUUCAUGGCCAAGAGCUGCUCAGUGACACCAAACUGGAACUGAACUCGGGCAGACGCUAUGGUCUUAUUGGCUUAAAUGGAAUUGGAAAGUCCAUGCUGCUCUCUGCUCUCGGGAAACGGGAAGUGCCCAUCCCCGAGCAUAUUGACAUCUACCAUCUGACCCGCGAGAUGCCCCCUAGUGACAAGACACCCUUGCAGUGUGUGAUGGAGGUGGACACGGAGCGGGCCAUGCUGGAGAGGGAGGCCGAGCGGCUGGCGCACGAGGAUGCGGAGUGUGAGAAGCUGAUGGAGCUGUAUGAGCGCCUGGAGGAGCUGGACGCCGACAAGGCAGAGAUGAGGGCCUCCCGGAUCCUGCACGGGCUGGGCUUCACCCCCGCCAUGCAGCGCAAGAAGCUCAAGGACUUCAGUGGAGGCUGGAGGAUGAGGGUUGCCCUCGCCAGAGCCCUCUUUAUUCGGCCCUUCAUGCUGCUCCUGGACGAGCCCACCAACCAUUUGGACCUUGAUGCCUGUGUGUGGUUAGAAGAAGAACUCAAGACUUUUAAGCGUAUCCUGGUCCUCGUCUCCCAUUCCCAAGAUUUCCUGAAUGGUGUGUGCACCAACAUCAUUCACAUGCACAACAAGAAACUGAAGUAUUAUACGGGUAAUUACGACCAGUACGUGAAGACUCGCCUGGAGCUAGAGGAGAACCAGAUGAAGCGCUUCCACUGGGAACAGGACCAGAUCGCGCACAUGAAGAACUAUAUCGCCAGGUUUGGCCAUGGCAGCGCCAAGUUGGCCCGGCAGGCCCAGAGCAAAGAGAAGACACUACAGAAAAUGAUGGCAUCGGGCCUGACAGAACGGGUUGUUAGUGACAAGACGCUAUCGUUUUAUUUCCCACCAUGUGGCAAGAUCCCUCCACCAGUCAUUAUGGUACAAAACGUGAGCUUCAGGUAUACGAAAGAUGGGCCUUGCAUCUACAACAACCUAGAGUUUGGCAUUGACCUCGACACACGAGUGGCUCUGGUAGGGCCCAAUGGAGCAGGGAAGUCAACGCUUUUGAAGCUGUUAACUGGAGAGCUACUCCCCACAGACGGCAUGAUCCGAAAACACUCUCAUGUCAAGAUAGGGCGUUACCAUCAGCAUUUACAAGAGCAGCUGGAUUUGGACCUCUCUCCUUUGGAGUACAUGAUGAAGUGCUACCCGGAAAUCAAGGAGAAGGAAGAAAUGAGGAAGAUCAUUGGACGAUAUGGUCUCACUGGGAAACAGCAGGUAAGCCCAAUCCGGAACCUAUCUGAUGGCCAGAAGUGCCGUGUGUGCCUGGCCUGGCUGGCCUGGCAGAACCCACACCUGCUCUUCCUGGACGAGCCUACCAAUCACCUGGACAUUGAGACCAUCGAUGCGCUGGCUGAUGCCAUCAAUGAGUUUGAAGGUGGCAUGAUGUUGGUCAGCCAUGACUUCAGACUCAUCCAACAGGUGGCACAAGAAAUCUGGGUCUGUGAGAAGCAGACAAUCACCAAGUGGCCUGGAGAUAUCCUAGCCUACAAGGAGCACCUCAAGUCCAAGCUGGUGGAUGAGGAGCCUCAGCUCACCAAGAGGACCCACAAUGUGUGAGCCCUCUGCCCAGGCUUGGGUCAGGAGUUCCCCUGGGGACUUGACAGCUGCUACCCUGACCAGCCGCUCAGGAUGGGACCCCAGGGCUGCACUCCUGCGUUGCUGCAAACUGCUCCCCAGCCUCGCCUGCCCCUCAGCCGGCCUUAGCUGCACUCUUAUGUACAGCUGGACAGUACCUGUCCGUUUCCUGUCUUCUUCCCAGUGACCUUUGUCCAGGUCUGGACUCAGCUGGCUCUUCCCUUCCAGCCCCUGGCUGGUCACCUGAUCUGGAUAGUGAUGCAGCCAGAGGCAUCUGGGAGUUAGUCCAAGGGCUGAAGCCCUGGAUUUGACCCGUGAAUGAGCUUAGGAUUCUCAUUUUCUGGAUGUUGGUGAUGUUGGUGGAAACCUCCAGCUCCACCGCCUCCAUUCUUUCUGAGUCUCAUUUGGAGCUCUAGACCAAGGCUUUAGUCUUGGUCAGUUUUAAAAUAAUUAUUUAACUGUAAUCUCUAGACCUGUGUGACACCUACAAAGCGUCCAAUAAAGGGAGAAGAGUCCACGGCA